Molecule: messenger RNA, 977 nt
Organism: Leptinotarsa decemlineata (Colorado potato beetle)
Lineage: Eukaryota; Metazoa; Arthropoda; Insecta; Coleoptera; Chrysomelidae
Product: DNA repair protein XRCC3
Biological process (GO): resolution of mitotic recombination intermediates; t-circle formation; telomere maintenance via recombination
Cellular component (GO): replication fork; Rad51C-XRCC3 complex
Molecular function (GO): four-way junction DNA binding; ATP binding; ATP-dependent DNA damage sensor activity
Source: RefSeq, a predicted model, not a curated record
AUGUUGGUCAUUUCAAAUGGAAAAGAAGACAGGUUUGACACUAAAGAAAAUAGAGGAAGUCAAGAUGAAAGUAGCCAGUUAUGUUUUGAUUUCAAAAUUCAUUACUACAGAUUACUUGCAGCAGAUCAAAUUCUUCCGUGGAAGAGAAUAAGUACAGGAUGUAAAGCAAUAGACUCUACACUAACAGGAGGUAUUCCAAUAAAUGGAAUAACUGAAAUAUUUGGAUGUAGUGGAGUUGGUAAAACUCAGUUUUGUCUUCAACUAUGCUUGCAAGUACAAUUACUUGCCGUAGAUGGAAAAGAAAAAGGAGCCAUCUAUAUUUGCACAGAAGAUCCUUUCCCAUCAAAACGAUUUCACCAGCUCUCUACAAGGUUCAAAGAAAAACACAACGUAAUAACCGAUUUUGAAAAAAACGUUUAUAUCAACCAUGUGGCUGAUUUUGAACAGUUACGUAGAUGUCUGUAUGUUCACGCACCUAAUUUACUUCAAACGAAAGACAUUGGACUCAUAAUUAUUGAUUCAAUUGCUGGAGCAUUUCGUAGUGAAAAUGUUGACGUUAACUAUACAAGUCGAGGACGUGAGUUAUGCGAAAUAGCUUGCAAACUUAACAAUCUUUCUGACAAGUACCAGGUUGCCGUCGUUUGCAUUAAUCAGGUCACAGAAGAUGUGCAGCAAGGAAAGACUGAACCAUGUUUAGGUUUAGCAUGGAGCAAUAACGUAAAUUACCGUUGUCAAAUAUCAAGGUUUAAUGAUAGACCUACUAGAGAAUUUGAAGUUAUUUUUGGUCCUGAUUUGCCCUGCAGGAAAUGCACUUUCGAAAUAAGAGAGGAUGGGUUAUUUUCUCUGGAAGAUUGAUAAUGCAUUUAAACUAUGGUAUGAAAUAAGAGAAGAUGGGUUAUAUUCCCUGGAAGAUUGAUAAUGCAUUAAACUGUAGUAUGUAAGAUAUUUUUUUAAUGAAUAAAGCUGAUUGUAAUGAA